UCUUGAAGGACUCAAAUCCAAUUCAGACAGCUCUAAUUUUGGAUCCUGUAAAUCCAAGGUCUGUUUGAGAAGAUCAGCCCUUCCUUUAGUGUUUCUCAUUAGAGCCAAACAAGUGAAUUAGCAGUUUUAUGUACAAUAUGGAGAAGACUAUGGUUAGGAUUUUCUUCUCUGGUAUCCUCCUUGGAACUGUUGACAAUCAGAGUGUUGGUACUGAACCCCCUAAUCUUUUGUCUGGCUUUGGAGAAGAUACUGGAAAUAUCACAGAUCACUCAGUGCUGGAAGAUCCUGUUAAACAUCCUACAUAUUCAACUCCGUUUGAUAAAGUGCCUGAAACUAAAUCACCAUUUUUGGACCCAACAAAUAUGACUCUUCAUCCUUCACUGGAAACAUCAAUUCAUGACCCAACCUCCAAUGUUUCCCACUGUAAAGCUCAACACUCAAACACAAUGUUCCCUAAAGAUCUUUUUUCUAUUGAGGAUCGCAGGCAAGGAUGGGUGGUCCUACACGGUUUUGGGAUAAUCUACGUUUUUGUCGCACUUUUAAUUGUGUGCAAUCAUUUCUUCGUUCCUUCGCUGGGGAUCAUCAUGGAGAGGCUGGAUAUCUCAGAUGAUGUUCUGGGAGUCACCUUCAUGGCUGCAGGAAGAUUCAUUCCAUGGCUGUUUGUCAAGCUAAUCAAAAUCCCAUUUGAUGACUGCACCUUUCCUGUGGACAUUAACCCAAUUAUUGGUUCGGCAGCUUUCAGAAUGUUGUUUGUGAUUGGAAUAUGUGCUUUGUUUUCUGGGAGGGUUCUCCCUCUUUCCCGCUGGCCGCUUUUCAGAGACCUAUUAUUCUACAUGUUGGGUUUCAUCUUCGCGAUAAUUUUUUUCUUGGACGGUGCUGCCAUGUGGUGGGAAAAUGUGAUCCUGGUGACUUUUUCUAUUCUCUACAUCAUAUUUCUGAAAUAUAAUUCACAAGCUAAGCAAAUAAUGAAGACCAAACUCCAGAAAAACAAAAGGGUGAAGAAAGUUUCAUUUGUGAACAGAUGUGAAAAGAAUCCCACCCAGGUGUAUGUUCCCACAGGUGAAGAUGAUGCACAAGGCCUUGGAGACUGUAAUGAAGGCGGUAAUGUAAACACGGGUGGCUGCAAGGAGUUUGUUGAGAACAAAUUGCUAGAAGGCGCUAAGCCAUUGUCUUUGUGCUGGCCUGACACAUGGCAGAAACAAGCCGUCUACAUCUUCCUUUUGCCAAUCAUCCUCCCUCUGCGGCUCACUGUUCCCGAUGUCAGGAACCAGAAAAACAGAAAAUUCUUUGUGCUGACAUACCUAGUUUCUAUUGUGUGGAUCAGUGUCUUCUGCUACCUUGUCAAGUGGUGGGCUCACCAGAUGGAUGAGGCUUUUGGUGCCAUGGGUCCUAUGACAUAUCUGGUAGCAGCAAUGUCCAGCCCUGAUCUCAUAACUGGUGUAAUAGUGGCACGUAAAGGCCUUGGAGACAUGGUUGUGUCCAGUAAUGUGGGUAGCAACAUCUUCGACAUCAAUAUAAGUCUAGCUGUAGAGUUGCUCCUCUACACGUUCACCCACGGUUUAUCCCCUGUGGCUGUUGAGACCAGAGGCCUCGUCUGUGCCAGUAUCCUCCUCUUCCUCGUGCUCCUCUUCACUGUCAUCUCCAUUAUGUUAUGUAAGUGGAAGAUGAGGAAACUGCUUGGUCUCAUCUUAGUCUUUCUCUACGUUCUUUUUGUGGUCAUUAGCAUCAUGAUGGUGUUUGGGAUCAUUAAGUGCCCUGUGUAAAAAAAUACUUUGAAAUAUUUUUAUUUAUGCAUGUGUUUCGUUUCUAUAUAUAACUGACCUAUCAUCUACCAGGAUAUAAAAAGAAGGAAAUAUAAAGAUUUUUUUUUUUUUUUUGGAACAGCAGUUUGAGACUCAAGUCACUUCUCAACAACUUUGUAUACAUGCUGAGUACACUACAUAAACAUAUGCAUUCCUGUUUUCACUGUAAGUAACUUAGCUGUAAAUUACUAUAGUUUUAAAAGGUAUAGUGAAAGAUUUUUGAGACCCGCCCACUUGUGUAUACAAAAUGACAAAAUAAAUCAGUCUAAGUCUCUCCAAUUUUUAAAAAGAAUGCAUAUACACAACCCUGUACCCACACCCGAGAGGGAAGGCCUGUUAAACACGUACGAGAGCGUGCACAGGCCCAUUUCUUCUUGUGCACGCUCUGUUUAAAAAUUGCUGUUUGCAUCGCUCAUACAAGCUUACUUUCCAAAAGAAGAUGUGCAAUUUUUCCACUAUGUCAGACUCAACACCGGUAAGAGAAAAUGGGGAUGAGCAUAUAGGACGGCCUUACGUCAACAUUUUCCCAGAAUGAUUGACAAUUAGGAGGACCACUUAUUUUGAUGAUGAAAAAGAACAUCCUCCACUAUACCUUUCAUGACCCCUUUUGAGAAAACAGUAAUCCCCCACUAGGUGACAAUAUUCUAGUUGAAGGCAACUGUUAUCAGGUGUUUGCAGGAUCUGGGAUUGUGUCUUUUUUAUGGCUGUGGAGGAUAUCUUCUAGGUAGAGAUGCUUUUUGCCACAUUGGAAAGUAAGGGAGAAUGAUUUGGCCCAUUUAGGGUCAAGCCAAUGCAUGUAAGAUGGAUUAAGAUCGAAGCUUUGACCAGGCCCCUCCAAGACCUUCAGACUGUGUUCCAUGCCAUUCAUUCAGACUCAAUGAACUCAGGUGCAUUUGAGGUCAUAAGCUUUUUACCUGAGGUGUUCAUUCAAGA
Molecule: messenger RNA, 2735 nt
Organism: Cyprinodon variegatus (sheepshead minnow)
Lineage: Eukaryota; Metazoa; Chordata; Actinopteri; Cyprinodontiformes; Cyprinodontidae
Product: sodium/potassium/calcium exchanger 2-like
Exons: 5
Coding region: 129-1763 (544 amino acids)
Biological process (GO): calcium ion transmembrane transport; long-term synaptic depression; intracellular calcium ion homeostasis
Cellular component (GO): membrane
Molecular function (GO): calcium, potassium:sodium antiporter activity; calcium channel activity
Source: RefSeq, a predicted model, not a curated record